AUGCAACAAGUUGAGCGAAACAGGCUGCUCAUCAAGUUUCUGACCAUUGCCUUGGCAAAGCACUCUUCUUCUUCUUCUUCUUCUUCUUCUUCUUCUUCUUCUUCUUCUUCUUCUUCUUCUUCUUCUUCUUCUUCUUCUUCUUCUUCUUCUUCUUCUUCUUCUUCUUCUUCUUCUUCUUCUUUUUCUUCUUCUUCUUCUUCUUCUUUUUCAUCUUCUUCUUCUUCUUCUACUACUACUACUUAUUCUUCUUAUUCCAGUUAUUGCUCUGCUUCUUCUUCUUUUUGUUCUUUUUCAUCUGAUUCUUCUGUUACGGUGUCUUCUUCUUCUACUACGACUACUACUUAUUCUUCUACUACUACUUCUUCUACUACUACUAUUACUUCUUCUUCUUCUUCUACUAAUUCUUCUUCUGUUUUGUCGUCGUCUUCUUCUACUACUACUUCUUCUUCUUUUACUACUACUUCUACUUCUUCUUGUACUACUAUGUAUUCUUCUUCUACUACUACUUCUUCUUCUUUUACUACUACUUCUACUUCUUCUUGUACUACUAUGUAUUCUUCUUCUACUACUACUUCUUCUUCUUCUUCUACUACUUCUUCUUCUUCUUCUUCUUCUACUACUUCUUCUUGUACUACUAUUUCUUCUUAUUCUGGGUCGUUUUUUUUAUAGGGUGCCAUUUGGACUUCAUAACUUGUAAAAAAUAAAUAGUUGAUUUACCAAUAUUUUUAUGUUCUAUUGUAUACAUGACAUAUGUAACUUGCUGAAAAACAUAUUGGUCGAACUCAGGCACCUAAAUCAUAGUAUAUUUAGCUAUAUUAAUGAGAGGUGACACACGGGAUAUGUCCACUCUGUUAAGGACAUAUGCAUAACAGCAUACAUGUGUUUUCAGUGCAUGAUUGCCUGUAUAAUGACUUUCCUAUAUGGAUUGUAUAUCCCUCACUCU
Molecule: messenger RNA, 943 nt
Organism: Entelurus aequoreus (snake pipefish)
Lineage: Eukaryota; Metazoa; Chordata; Actinopteri; Syngnathiformes; Syngnathidae
Exons: 4
Coding region: 1-669 (222 amino acids)
Source: RefSeq, a predicted model, not a curated record